AUUCGGCUGCCUCUUCUUCCUCGGCCUCACGCACGCCAUGGACGCCGUUCGCUUUCUCGGCACGGCACCUGGCCGCCUGGAGAGGGUCGUGGGGGUUUUACCGGCCGCCGGCAGCUUGGGCUGCCGCUCCACCUUGCCUUUAGGGAGGGUCCGCCCCUACUUCGUUCGGUCCGUUCCGCCGCCCGGUGGAGCGGGGAGGAGGGGAGUAAGGGUGGCGAGGCCCCCGUGCGCCGCGAUGGGCAGCGACCUGUUCGCCCUCGACUUCGACGGCGUCUUAUGCGACAGCUGCGGCGAGAGCUCCCUCUCCGCCGUUAAGGCCGCGAAGGUUAGGUGGCCGUGGGUGUUUGAGAAGGUUGACUCCGCCAUGGAGGAGUGGAUAGUGGAGCAGAUGUACACUCUCCGUCCAGUGGUGGAAACAGGAUAUGAGAACCUGUUGCUUGUUAGGUUGCUUGUUGAGAUCCAGAUACCGUCAGUUCGGAAAUCAUCAGUUGCAGAUGGGCUUAGCAUCCAAGAAAUAUUGGAGAACUGGUUAAAACUGAAGCCCACACUCAUGGACGAGUGGCAAGAAGAUAGGGAGUCUCUGGUAGAUCUCUUUGGUCGCGUAAGAGAUGACUGGAUUGAAAAUGAUUUGUCUGGUUGGAUAGCUGCUAACAGGUUUUAUCCUGGGACAGCUGAUGCAUUAAAGCUUUCAAGCUCUGAAACUUACAUAGUCACAACAAAACAGAGUAGAUUUGCUGAAGCACUACUGAAAGAAUUGGCUGGAAUAGAUUUUCCAUCUGAAAGGAUAUAUGGCCUUGGCACUGGUCCGAAGGUACAAGUUCUCCAGCAGCUGCAGCAGAUGCCACAGCACCAAGGUCUAACACUUCAUUUCAUCGAGGAUCGACUUGCGACUUUGAAGAAUGUGAUCAAAGAACCAGCACUGGAUAAAUGGAACCUCUACCUGGUGACAUGGGGAUACAACACACAGAAAGAGAGGGAAGAAGCACAAGGUAUCUCAAGGAUCCAGCUCGUUGAUCUCCCAGACUUCGAUAAGAAGCUGAAAUAGAAGGCAAUGACGGAUCGCCCAAAGUCCAAACUGUGUCCUACUUUGGUUGAUGUUCUUGCAUUUUGAUUAAAUGCAUUGCUCACGAAUUUGUGAGCAUGUCCAAUAUCAUCUAAUUUUAUCUUCACUGCUCGAAGUUUCUGAUGUCUUAUAUGAUAAUUUUCAAAAUGUUAUAUUUCCUCCGGUCAUGAAAACAUAAUUUUUUGACAUCUUACCAAACUGUUGAAAUAUUGAUUAUCA
Molecule: messenger RNA, 1282 nt
Organism: Panicum hallii
Lineage: Eukaryota; Viridiplantae; Streptophyta; Magnoliopsida; Poales; Poaceae
Exons: 9
Coding region: 38-1045 (335 amino acids)
Biological process (GO): SNARE complex assembly
Cellular component (GO): lytic vacuole; endosome
Molecular function (GO): SNARE binding
Source: RefSeq, a predicted model, not a curated record